CGCCCCGUGGCCCCACGAUGACCCACAGCCCCGCGUCAAGCGAGGACGAGGAACGCCACAGUGCCAGCGAGUGUCCCGAGGGGGGCUCAGAGUCCGACAGCUCCCCAGACGGGCCCGGGAGAGGCCCCCGGGGGACCCGGGGCCGGGGCAGCGGUGCAGCUGGUAGCCUGGCCUCCAUCCGAGGCCUCCAGGGCCGCUCCAUGUCCGUCCCAGACGACGCCCACUUCAGCAUGAUGGUUUUUAGGAUCGGCAUCCCUGACCUCCACCAGACAAAAUGCCUGCGCUUCAACCCGGAUGCCACCAUCUGGACCGCCAAGCAGCAGGUGCUCUGCGCCCUGAGCGAGAGCCUCCAGGACGUGCUCAACUAUGGCCUGUUCCAGCCAGCCACCUCGGGCCGGGACGCCAACUUCCUGGAGGAAGAGCGGCUGCUGCGGGAGUACCCCCAGUCCUUCGAGAAGGGGGUGCCCUACCUGGAGUUCCGAUACAAGACCCGUGUUUACAAGCAGACCAACCUGGAUGAGAAGCAGCUGGCCAAGUUGCACACGAAGACGGGGUUGAAGAAGUUCCUGGAGUACGUGCAGCUCGGGACAUCCGAUAAGGUGGCACGGCUGCUGGACAAGGGGCUGGACCCCAAUUAUCACGACUCGGAUUCAGGAGAGACCCCCCUGACGCUGGCUGCCCAGACCGAAGGCUCCGUAGAGGUGAUUCGAACCCUGUGCCUGGGCGGGGCACACAUCGACUUCCGGGCCCGGGAUGGCAUGACCGCGCUACACAAGGCUGCCUGUGCCCGCCACUGCCUCGCUCUGACGGCACUCCUGGAUCUUGGGGGCUCCCCCAACUACAAGGACCGCCGAGGGCUGACUCCCCUGUUCCACACGGCUAUGGUGGGGGGUGACCCCCGCUGCUGUGAGCUGCUCCUGUACAACAGGGCCCAGCUGGGCAUAGCUGAUGAGAACGGCUGGCAGGAGAUUCAUCAGGCCUGCCAGCGGGGUCAUUCUCAGCAUCUGGAACAUCUGCUUUUCUAUGGAGCUGAGCCUGGUGCCCAGAACGCCUCGGGGAACACGGCCCUGCACAUCUGUGCCCUCUACAAUAAGGAGACGUGUGCUAGGAUCCUUCUCUAUCGAGGGGCCAACAAGGAUGUCAAGAAUAACAGUGGACAGACCCCCUUCCAGGUGGCAGUGAUCGCUGGGAAUUUUGAACUUGGGGAGCUGAUCCGAAACCAUCGAGAACAGGACGUGGUGCCCUUCCAGGAGUCCCCCAAGUAUGCAGCCCGGCGCCGGGGACCCCCGGGCACAGGGCUGACGGUGCCCCCCGCGCUGCUGCGGGCCAACAGUGAUACCAGCAUGGCCCUGCCCGACUGGAUGGUGUUCGCCGCCCCAGGGACCUCGUCCACGGGGGCCCCCGGCCCCACCUCAGGGCCCCAGGGCCAGGCACAGCCCGCCGCCCCCAGUGCCAAGCUCAGCAGCGGGACCCUGCGGAGUGCCAGCAGCCCCCGGGGCGCCCGGGCCCGCUCCCCAUCCCGCGGGAGGCACCCCGAGGAGGCCAAGCGUCAGCCUCGUGGACGGCCCAGGAGCAGCAGCAGCGGAGCACUAGAACAGAGAGUGCUUAGCAUCGGGGAAGGAGGCUUCUGGGAAGGCCAGGUCAAAGGUCGCAUUGGCUGGUUCCCCUCUGACUGCCUGGAAGAGGUGGCCAACCGCUCCCAGGAAGCAAAGCAAGAAAGCCGAAGUGACAAGGCAAAGAGACUCUUCCGGCAUUAUACCGUGGGCUCCUACGACAGCUUUGAUGCCCCAAGCUUGAUGGAUGGGAUUGGCCCAGGGAGCGAUUACAUCAUCAAAGAGAAGACAGUUCUGCUGCAGAAGAAGGACAGUGAGGGGUUUGGGUUCGUGCUCCGGGGGGCCAAGGCGCAGACCCCCAUCGAGGAGUUCACCCCCACCCCAGCCUUCCCGGCACUGCAGUAUCUGGAGUCGGUGGACGAGGGCGGUGUGGCAUGGCGGGCUGGACUGCGAAUGGGAGACUUCCUCAUCGAGGUGAAUGGGCAGAACGUGGUGAAGGUCGGCCACCGGCAGGUGGUGAACAUGAUCCGCCAAGGGGGCAACACGCUGAUGGUCAAGGUGGUGAUGGUCACCAGGCACCCGGACAUGGAUGAAGCUGUUCAUAAGAAAGCGCCCCAGCAAGCUAAGCGGCUCCCGCCCCCAACCAUCUCCUUGCGUUCCAAGUCUAUGACUUCCGAGCUGGAGGAGAUGGAGUACGAGCAGCCGCCGCCGCCGGUGCCCAGCAUGGAGAAAAAGCGGACCGUGUAUCAGAUGGCUCUCAACAAACUGGAUGAAAUCUUGGCGGCAGCUCAGCAGACCAUCAGUGCAAGCGAGAGUCCUGGGCCUGGUGGCCUGGCUUCCCUGGGCAAACACCGACCCAAAGGCUUCUUUACCACUGAGUCAAGCUUUGAUCCCCACCACCGCUCCCAGCCAAGUUAUGAACGUCCUUCCUACCUGCCUCCUGGACCCGGGCUCAUGCUCCGGCAAAAAUCUAUUGGGGCUGCAGAAGACGAUAGACCCUACCUAGCACCCCCAGCCAUGAAGUUCAGCCGCAGUCUGUCUGUGCCUGGUUCGGAGGACAUCCCCCCGCCGCCCACCACGUCCCCACCAGAGCCCCCCUACAGCACACCUCCAGCCCCGUCCUCCUCACCUCACCCCCCGGAGAUGGAGACCGGCGGCUCCCCCGACGACCCCCCACCCCGCCUGGCUCUGGGGCCCCAGCCCAGCCUGCGAGGCUGGCGGGGCGGCGGGCCCAGCCCGACCCCGGGGGCCCUGUCCCCGUCGCACCACGGCAGCGGGGGCGGCGCGGGCGGCCCCUCCCAGGCCCCGGCGCUGCGCUACUUCCAGCUGCCUCCUCGGGCGGCCAGCGCGGCCAUGUACGUGCCCGCCCGUUCCGGCCGCGGGCGCAAGGGCCCGCUGGUCAAGCAGACCAAAGUCGUCGAAGGCGAGCCCCAGAAGGGCGGCGGCCUCACGCCCGCCCCCUCGCCCACGUCCCCGGCGUCCCCGCAGCCGCCGCCGCCGCCGCCGCCGGCCGCGGCCGCCCCGUCGGAAAAGAACUCCAUCCCCAUCCCCACCAUCAUCAUCAAGGCGCCGUCCACCAGUAGCAGCGGCCGCAGCAGCCAGGGGAGCAGCACCGAGGCGGAGCCCCCGAGUCAGCCCGAGGCCGCGGGCGGUGGCGGCGGCUCUUCCGCGCCCAGCCCCGCCCCGGCCGUGUCGCCCGUGCCGCCGUCCCCCUCGCCCGUGCCCACCCCCGCCUCACCCAGUGGCCCGGCCACCCUGGAUUUCACCAGCCAGUUCGGAGCGGCCCUGGUGGGGGCGGCUCGGAGGGAAGGGGGCUGGCAGAACGAAGCCCGCCGGCGAUCCACGCUCUUCCUCUCCACCGAUGCGGGCGACGAGGACGGCGGCGACAGCUCGCUGGGCCCAGGGGCGCCCCCGGGCCCCCGGCUGCGCCACUCCAAGUCAAUCGACGAAGGCAUGUUUUCGGCCGAGCCCUACCUCCGGCUGGAGUCGGCGGGCGCCAGCAGCGGCAGCGGCUACGCGGGCUACGCGGCCGGGGGCCGAGCCUACGGGGGCAGCAGCGCCUUUACCAGCUUCCUGCCGCCGCGACCCCUGGUCCACCCGCUGACCGGCAAGGCCCUGGACCCGGCCUCCCCGCUCGGGCUGGCCCUGGCCGCCCGGGAGCGGGCGCUGAAGGAGUCCUCGGAGGGCGGUGGGCCCCCCCAGCCCCCUCCAAGGCCCCCAUCGCCCCGCUACGAGGCCCCGCCGCCCACCCCACACCACCACUCGCCCCACGCCCACCACGAGCCAGUGCUGCGCCUCUGGGGAGCCUCGCCCCCGGACCCGGCCCGCCGGGAGCUGGGGUACCGGGCAGGGCUGGGCAGCCAGGAGAAGUCCCUUCCGGCCAGCCCUCCGGCGGCCCGACGCUCCUUGCUGCACCGCCUGCCUCCCACAGCUCCCGGGGUCGGGCCCCUCCUGCUGCAGCUGGGGCCCGAGCCCCCCGCCCCGCACCCCGGGGUGAGCAAGCCCUGGAGAUCCGGCGCCCCCCCGGAGGAGCCCGAGCGGCUGCCCCUCCACGUGCGGUUCCUGGAGAACUGCCAGCCCCGGGCCGGGGGGGCGGGUGGAAGGGGACCCCCCUCGGAAGACGGGCCGGGGGUCCCGCCGCCCAGUCCGCGCCGCUCGGCGCCGCCCUCGCCGACCUCCCCGCGGGGCAGUGAAGAGAACGGGCUCCCCCUGCUGGUCCUGCCACCGCCCGCCCCCUCAGUGGACGUGGAAGACGGCGAAUUCCUCUUUGUGGAACCGCUGCCCCCACCCCUCGAGUUUUCCAAUAGCUUCGAGAAGCCGGAGUCGCCCCUCACGCCCGGGCCUCCCCACCCGCUGCCACCCCCGGCCGUGGCAGCCGCCCCUCCCACCCUGGACUCAACCGCAUCCAGCCUGACUUCCUAUGACAGCGAGGUGGCAACGCUGACCCAGGGGGCCCCCACGGCUCCCGGGGACCCCCCUCCGCCAGGCCCUCCCGCCCCAGCCGCCCCGGCUCCCCCAGCCCCCCAACCUGGCCCAGACCCUCCGCCGGGCACGGAUUCUGGUAUUGAGGAGGUGGACAGUCGGAGCAGCAGCGACCACCCCCUGGAGACCAUCAGCAGCGCCUCCACGCUGAGCAGCCUGUCCGCUGAAGGCGGGGGCGGCGCAGGGGCUGGAACCGGGGGCGUCGGAGGCAGUGGCGGCGCCAGCGUGGCCGGUGGGCCGGAGCUCCUGGACACCUACGUGGCCUACUUGGACGGCCAGGCCUUCGGGGGCAGCGGCACUCCUGGCCCCCCGUACCCCCCGCAGCUCAUGACUCCCUCUAAGCUCCGGGGCCGGGCGCUUGGGGCCGGAGGAGGCCUGCGGCCGGGCCCCGGCGGGGGACUCCGAGACCCUGUCACUCCCACCAGCCCCACUGUCUCUGUGACGGGGGCGGGAACCGAUGGGCUGCUGGCCCUCAGCGGUUGCCCGGGAUCCUCGACGGCAGGCGUGGCUGGUGGCCCUGUAGCUGUAGAGCCGGAAGGUCCGCCAGUGCCCUUGCCGUCGGCCUCCUCCCUGCCUCGGAAGCUGCUGCCGUGGGAGGAGGGCCCGGGCCCGCCGCCGCCCCCGCUGCCGGGGCCCUUAGCCCAGCCUCAGGCCUCAGCCUUGGCCACUGUAAAAGCCAGCAUCAUCAGUGAACUCAGCUCCAAGCUUCAACAGUUUGGGGGCUCCUCGGCAGCUGGUGGCGCUCUGCCCUGGGCCCGGGGAGGCAGCGGGGGAAGCGGGGACAGCCACCACGGGGGAGCCAGCUACGUCCCGGAGCGGACUUCCUCCCUGCAGCGGCAGAGACUCUCCGAAGACUCCCAGUCCUCGAUCCUCUCCAAACCUGUGAGCAGCCUGUUUCAGAACUGGUCCAAACCACCUCUGCCACCACUCCCCACAGGAACCGCGGUGUCCCCUUCAGCCGCUGCAGCCCCGGGGGCCACCUCCCCAUCCGCUUCCUCCUCCUCCACGUCCGCCCGCCACCUCCAGGGCGUGGAGUUCGAGAUGCGCCCACCUUUGCUCCGCCGGGCCCCCAGCCCCUCGCUGCUGCCCGCCUCGGAGCACAAGGUCAGCCCUGCGCCCCGGCCCUCGUCCCUCCCUAUCCUGCCUUCCGGACCCCUCUACCCGGGCCUCUUUGACAUCCGCGGCUCCCCCACCGGAGGAGCAGGAGGCUCGGCCGACCCCUUCGCCCCCGUCUUUGUGGCGCCCCACCCCGGGAUGUCCGGGGGUCUCGGCGGGGCCUUGUCAGGGGCCUCCCGCUCCCUCUCACCGACCCGCCUGCUUUCCCUGCCCCCGGACAAGCCGUUCGGCGCUAAACCUCUGGGCUUCUGGACCAAGUUCGAUGUGGCUGACUGGCUAGAGUGGCUGGGCUUGGCCGAACACCGAGCCCGGUUCCUGGACCACGAGAUCGAUGGCUCCCACCUGCCCGCCUUGACCAAGGAGGACUACGUCGAUUUGGGGGUGACCAGGGUGGGACACCGCAUGAACAUCGACCGGGCUCUCAAGUUUUUCCUGGAGAGGUGAUGGCUGGCCUGGACGGACCAGCCCGUCCACAGAACCCUUGAGCCUGCUGGCCUCUUGACCUCUGACCGCCCCC
This is a messenger RNA of Odocoileus virginianus texanus, 6168 nucleotides long. The record is from RefSeq and is a predicted model, not a curated record. NCBI's taxonomy places the organism in Eukaryota, Metazoa, Chordata, Mammalia, Artiodactyla, Cervidae.